AUGUGGCUGCUCAGCACUGACCGCGCCGAGCUGCACUUCUUCGCCCAGCCCUCCUCUGUACCAGGUGGCUACGCUAUUCUCUCCCACACCUGGAGCCAGAGCCGCGACACCCCCGAACAGUCCUUUCAGGACCUGCAAGGCAUCAUCGCUCGAUGCAAUGCCGACAGCAAGAACCCACGCGACCACGUCUCACCCAAGAUCCGUGAAUGCUGCAAGCUCGCAGAGAAGAACAGGUACCUCUGGGUCUGGGUCGACACCUGCUGCAUCAACAAGGAGAGCAGCACCGAGCUCUCUGAGGCGAUCAACUCCAUGUUCAGCUGGUAUGUCCUCUCCGAAGUCUGCUACGCGCACCUCGAGGACGUCAGCUCGGACGACACGCCCGAAGGGGAGGAUUCCGAGUUCCGCCAUGCACGGUGGCACCUGCGCGGGUGGACGCUGCAAGAGCUCCUCGCGCCCGCGUUCGUGGUGUUCAUGUCGCGGGACUGGAAGGUGAUCGGGACCAAGCACGAGCUCGCGGAGACCCUCGGGCAGAUCACGGGCAUCUACCGGACGCACCUCACGCGCGAGAAGGCGUUCCUCAGCGCCUCGAUCGCGGAGAAGAUGUCGUGGGCGGCGAAGCGGAAGACGACGCGGACGGAGGACGAGGCGUACUGCUUGCUCGGGCUCUUCAACAUCAGCCUCCCCACCUUAUACGGCGAGGGCCGCCAGGCUUUCUUCCGCCUCCAGGUGGAGCUCGCGCGGCUCUCGUUCGACACGACGCUGUUCGCGUGGGGCGGCGUGCACGACUCGGGCGACGACAAGUACCCGCAGGAGCCGUUGGAGGAGAUAUGGUCGGGCUUCCACGAUGUGACGCACUACUCGCGGUACCUCUUCGCGCCUUCGACUUCAGACUUCACGGUGUCGACCCCGUACUACACCCCGAGGCUCAACGCGACGGCGGUUCUUCAACCGUACAUGUCGUGGCAGUGGACCGAGGAUCACGAGAAGGUCAUCGACGUGGCCAACAAGACAACCGGACCUUUCGGCAGCCUCGAGCUCCCCUCGUUCAAGUUGACGAGUCAUGGCAUGAAGUGCCACUUUCCAGUCGCCGAGGUCGACGGGAUCACGAUCAUGGUGCUUUUGGUCGAGACCGAUGACAAACACCUCGGCAUGAUCCUGCACCCGGCAAAAGCCGACGAGGUCCAAGACCCGAGCCAGCAACUGUUCUAUGUCACCUGGGCGUUCAAGACCACCGAAUCGUACUCCAACUGUCGACUCGCAGAGCUCGGUGGGGACCUCUACAACCUCAACUUCCGCGGCAAGGACAUCAAGCCCGUCUGGCGCGACAUCUACAUCCACGCCGGGCCGCGCACGGAGGACCGCACGGACCCCCCGCACCUCGUCCUGCGCCUGAUGCACGACCGGAUCCCCGCGCCGUUCCGCGUCCCCCGCUGGCUCGUCGGCGCGUUCGCGUCGAUGCAUUUCCUGCCGAACAGCGGGACGUCGACGAUCGACGAGGGCGCGUCGUUCGAGAUGUGGCUCCAGUUCGUCAACACGCAGAUCUCGGAGCGGAUGUGGGUCAAGAUGGGCCUCUGCAAGCAGGCGUCGACGGACGACGAGCCGGUGCACUGGGCGUGGGGGACGACGGUCGGGAUCGCGGCGUGGAACGACGCCUGGGACAAGCCGCACGACUGCGCGACGGACCACGUGGACGAGUGGGAGGGCAAGUGGCGCUCGUUCGGGGACGAGGAGCGGACGAUCAGGCUCUCCUUCACUCAGGACGGCCACAACAAGCGGACGCGGGUCCUCCACAUGGAGCUCGACGGGACCAAGUACAACGAGCUCCAGAAGCAGGCCAACGUCUCCAUCUGCGACAUGUCCUACGAGGCGCUGCUCGCAAAGAGGGAGGGCUUGCGCGCGAUGCAGGUCCAGUGGCUCGCCCCCAGCGGACAUGCCCCUACGCCUGCGUACGCCCCGACUAGCGAUGGCGCCUAUGUGACGGAUCCGUCGUCAGCCGCAGCAAGGCCCGCCGAGCCUCCAUCGUUGGCAUCACGCAUGGGCAUCGCGGGUUUGACUUUGAAGCGUCUCGGGCGAGCCAAACCCCUCACCGCCCAGUUACACGACACACAUUUGCGCUAG
Epithele typhae is the source of this 2118-nucleotide messenger RNA. Its product is annotated as HET-domain-containing protein. The transcript is spliced from 2 exons. NCBI's taxonomy places the organism in Eukaryota, Fungi, Basidiomycota, Agaricomycetes, Polyporales, Epitheliaceae. The record is from RefSeq and is a predicted model, not a curated record. Bases 1 to 2118 code for a protein of 705 amino acids.